This is a messenger RNA of Mus caroli (Ryukyu mouse), 318 nucleotides long. NCBI's taxonomy places the organism in Eukaryota, Metazoa, Chordata, Mammalia, Rodentia, Muridae. The record is from RefSeq and is a predicted model, not a curated record.
GUGUUCGAAAUUGAUGUUGGCUGUGAUCCAACUAAAUACAUUAUGGUUCGAGGAUUUAAUAGGAGCGGAUGUCAACGUCGCGAUUUCUCUUAUGUGAUCGACAAGGAACUUCUGAGAGAAAGCCUAUCUGACAAUUUGAAAGUAAGGUACGACGUGGCAAAAUAUGGCUGCCCUCUCACCCUUGAAUUGGGACAAAUGUUUCAACCUAUAGUAGAAUUGUAUGAUGAAAAUGGAUUUAUUAAAAUAGUUGACGCAAAUUUUAUCUUGUGGGAANUCCAUGGNAGGAACGACUANACCUUUAAUUCUACUAUGGAGCAG